Molecule: messenger RNA, 844 nt
Organism: Camelina sativa (false flax)
Lineage: Eukaryota; Viridiplantae; Streptophyta; Magnoliopsida; Brassicales; Brassicaceae
Source: RefSeq, a predicted model, not a curated record
UUCCUCGACACAAUGGUACAAGCUUGGCGUCUCCACCACGGUGGAGAUACCGGAUCGGCCGAUAAUCCCCUUCAGCCACCGGAAGCUCCACCGGUAAAUCCUGGCCUCGACCUUCGGAUCAUAAACUCGUUUCCCACGUUUCCUUACUCCUCCGUCAAAGAUCUCCGAGAAGAAAAAUACGGCCUCGAAUGCGCCAUUUGUCUUCUUGAAUUCGACGGAGAUCACGUGCUACGUCUCUUGACAACAUGCUACCACGUGUUCCACCAAGAAUGCAUCGAUCUCUGGUUCGAAUCUCACAGAACUUGCCCUGUUUGUCGCCGAGAUCUUGAUCCUCCUCCUCCACCGGAGAACCCAAAGCCUACCGUGGAUGAGAUGAUCAUCGAUGUGAUUCAAGAAACUAGCGACGACCAAGAAGACGUUCAUCGUCGUCAUCAUCAGACAACAACACCGAUUGAUACUUGGCCGUCUUCAGGACAGAGCAGUAGCAUUAAAAAGGAACAAAAUUUGCCGGAGAAGUUCUCUAGAUCGCAUUCGACGGGACACUCGAUAGUGAGAAACAAACCGGAGGAAGAAGAUAAGUAUACAUUGAGAUUACCGGAACAUGUCAAGAUUAAGGUCACGAGAGGACAUAGCCAGACAGAGAGUUGUGUAACGUUCGCCGAACUUGUUAGAAACAGAGGAUAUGAUCAUCGCCGGUUUGGUGAAGUCUCCGCUCAAACACAAUCUGAAAAUUGAAGAAAACGGAAUAUAUAUACUUUUUUUUUUUUUAAUUAGUUAAGUUUUUUUUCUUCUUGUUGUGGUAUUGGUUAUAAAUAUAGUAGGUUAGAAUAUUUAUUUAACUUGA